Molecule: messenger RNA, 2082 nt
Organism: Penicillium longicatenatum
Lineage: Eukaryota; Fungi; Ascomycota; Eurotiomycetes; Eurotiales; Aspergillaceae
Gene: chs3
Product: putative chitin synthase activator (Chs3)
Exons: 2
Coding region: 1-2082 (693 amino acids)
Molecular function (GO): protein binding
Source: RefSeq, a predicted model, not a curated record
AUGGCUUAUUCGGUGACAAACGGCCACCCUUUACCCUCGCCUCCCCCAGCUUAUCUCCGGGAUUCUCCUCCGUUAUCGUCGCAGAACUCCAAAGCCACUCCACGAACAAUUCCAACUCGUCCCCAGAGCUUGAAUCUCAUCCGUCCGGCAGUCUCAAUUAUUACCGACAGUGACGAGUCUCCAGUGGUACAAAAUUCACCCAGGUCCCCGGUCAAGAUCGACAGUGGAGUUCAAUUACCCCAGGCUUCUAGCGUUGUCAUCGAAAAUAUUCCCAAUGACCAUGGGUCACCACAGAUCGAGCUCCCAGAGUUCGCGCAUAUGUCACUUAGAGGGCCUGCCCCGCAUCAACACUGGGAUACGAGCUACCCCCCACGGAAAGACUCACAGGCACCAUAUUCCCAGUCUCAUGCAUAUGGACUCCCCGACAGCAACGGAUCAUGGUCUGCGGGCGAAACACCGCUGAAAGAUGACGCUCAAAGCUCCUUAAAAAAGACCGACUCCUCUCGUGGCAGCUGGGAAAGCGUGGCAGUGGUGCCUGAUGCCUAUGAGCCCCUCACAUAUCACCACCAACAGCAACAGGUUACACAAGGGGCGAAGCGCUCAACCUUGGGAAUGAAUCUCAAAGACCACCCACCCAGCUCGCCUGGAAACCUGGCCGUUCAGCGCACAAGGAUUGCUCGACCCCUUUCCGCAUAUUCAUCUGGGUCAGAUGGCGUGGUUGCUCACCGGCGCAAUCUCUCAGCCUCGCCGUACCUGCACGGCCGGUCAUCGUCCAGAAACUCCACCGCGUCCCCGGAUAACCGCUCAAGCUCAUUCCUCGAUUUGCUGAAUACAUCCUAUCCCCAGCCUGGUCCUAGUGCGGCUCAAUUCGACAAUUCGCAACUCCGAUCAUCGGUCGGCAACAAUGCCUCGCUCCUAAGCCACAAGCAGACAUUUGAGAUGUACUUGGCAAACGUGAAGAAAACCGAUUCACCAGGCGUGCAGUACGAAUUUGCAGUUUUCAUGAUCAACUCCAUGCGUGAAAUGCCCAACGUGGAUCUUGAGGACUCAAACUCCAUCACGCGAUCCCGGCUGCUCCGGGAAUCGAAGUCCAUUCUUCAGCGUCUUGCAGACCGCAGUUAUCCUUUUGCUCAAUACUACCUAGCUGACGGUUUUGCAUCUGGACUAUUCAACAAGGGGAAAGAGGACCACGACCGCGCAUUCUCUCUCUUUGUCGCUGCUAGCAAACACGGCCACGUGGAGGCAUGUUAUCGUGCAGCUCUGUGUUAUGAGUUUGGCUGGGGAACAAGGCCAGAUGGUGGUCGGGCAGUCCAGUUUUACCGACAGGCUGCAUCGAAGAAUCACCCCGGAGCAAUGUCUCGCAUGGCGAAAGCUUGUUUGGCAGGCGACAUGGGACUAGGCAAACGCUACCGAGAGGGAAUCAAAUGGAUGAAGCGUGCAACUGAAUCAUCUGAUAUGCAAUAUAACUCCGCUCCAUAUGAACUCGGCUUGCUUCAUGAGACGGGUUUCGGAGACGAUGUGUUCCAGGAUGUUUCGUACGCGGCACAGUUGUUCACCAAGUCUGCAGAGCUGGGUCACGUAGAGGCAUCUUACCGACUAGGUGAUGCUUACGAGCAUGGCAAGUUGAACUGCCCCCGUGACCCUGCCCUGAGCAUCCACUUCUAUACUGCUGCUGCACAGCACGAACACCCACUUGCUAUGAUGGCAUUGUGUGCGUGGUAUAUGGUCGGUGCGGAGCCGGUCCUGGAGAAGGAUGAGGAUGAGGCAUAUGAAUGGGCUAGACGGGCAGCCAAUCUUGGUCUUGUGAAGGCCCAAUACGCUGUUGGAUAUUUUACCGAAAUGGGAAUGGGCUGCCGACGUGAUCCGCUCGAGGCGAAUGUCUGGUAUGUCAAAGCUGCCGACCAAGGUGACGAGCGUGCCAAGCUACGCAUUGCUGCAAUCCGAGCCGCCGCCGAUGGUGCCGGUGCUGCAAUAGCUGCUCGAGGUGGAGGUCGUUUCAAGAAGGACAAAAGUAACCAAGGGCAAGGUAAGUACCUUUCAUUCACGGUUGGUAAGAUGAAUCAUAGCGCUGACGAGAUCUAG